Molecule: messenger RNA, 2010 nt
Organism: Actinia tenebrosa (Australian red waratah sea anemone)
Lineage: Eukaryota; Metazoa; Cnidaria; Anthozoa; Actiniaria; Actiniidae
Product: pancreatic lipase-related protein 2-like
Biological process (GO): lipid catabolic process
Molecular function (GO): protein binding; lipase activity
Source: RefSeq, a predicted model, not a curated record
UUCUCCUGCUGCUCUAGACGUUGUUUGGGUUCGUGAUUAAUCUAAACCAACAGCCCUUGAAGUGUUUUAUUUGUCCUCGGAAAACAUUAUCCGUAAACCACUCCAGUCAUCAACAGCCCCAAACCAGGAUGCACCAUACUUGAUGAGUACAUGUUUGGAAUACCCAGAAUAUUAAUAAGAUCAACUGUGUUUGUGCAGUGGAGUAUAUCAACUACAGACUUGAUCGACUGACAGACCCCAACUCAGUGAACAGACCAUAGAUUUAAUACUACAACAUGUCAUGUCGCUGUGGUUGGACGCGAAGCAUCAGAAGUCUACYACUCUGUGGUCUUGCUAUCCUCACAAUUUUAGGAUUUGAUGAUGUGAAAGGUCAGGAACCUUCCGUCUGUUAUGAUUUGUUUGGUUGUUUUUCAAAMGAGUACCCGUUCAACAGGACGCAUAUCCCUCUACCUGAAUCACCAGCAGCUAUCUCCACCAGGUUCCUACUGUUCACCAGACAAACAGCUUAUCGCGGUGAAUGGGUUAAUGACAUCCAAGCCAUAAGGAACUCACAUUUCAAUGCUUCACGCUCUACUGUUGUCAUUAUCCACGGAUUUGCUGGUUUCACCUUCAAGACGAGUAUAACCCAGGAAGCUGAUUGGUGGGGAGUUCCUAUGAAGAACCAAUURCUGAUCAAAGAUGAUUUUAACGUCAUCAUCUUGGACUGGAUGCGCGGGGCYUGGUUUCCGUUUACUCGGGCUGUGGCAAACACUAGGCUUGUUGGUUCUCAAGGCGCGCAUUACCUAGAGACAUUAGAAGAGCUCUAUGGACGUCGCUUGCCGUUUAUUCACAUCAUCGGGUUCAGUUUUGGUGCGCAUGUCGCUGGGUACAUUGGUCAGCAGAUGAAACGUAAGGGACGAUUGAUCAACAGAAUAACAGGUCUGGACCCAGCAGCCAUGUGGUUUCACGGCCAACACGAGGACGUCAGGCUCGACACAAGCGACGCUUUCUUUGUUGAUGUCAUUCACACCAGCGGUGAAUAUGGAAUCACUAGUGGCAUUGGUCACGUGGACUUUUUUCCUAAUGGCGGGAAAAAGCAACCCGGAUGUAACACCAUUUUAGCAGGAUUAUCCACGUAUCUGUUCUGCAAUCACAAAAAGGCUCCUGCCUAUUUCACCAGUUCCAUCUUAUCCCAGUGUCCACUUCAUGCCUAUGACUGUCGACUGGAGAGUGAAUUCAAUAGUGGUAAAUGUCUAACAUGUGAGGGGCCGUGUAUCAAGAUGGGAUACCAUGCUUAUGAACAGAACAAGAAUGGAACAAUACAAGGCAACUUCUACCUUACGACUAAACCUCAAUCUCCAUAUUGCUUGUACCAUUAUCAAAUAUCCUUCAAAACCCUGGAUUCCUGGUUUGCUGGUGUUUAUGGACCUGUGUUUGUGAAGCUCAAAGGAACCGAUGGCAGAUCGUACACCACCAAGUCAAUGAAAUACAUCCCAGGCUGUGCCGAGAUAACCUAUCUUUUUACUUGUCCAUUCAACCUUGGAAAACUAAAAAGGAUUACCGUGUGGCAUCACGGGAUAUUCCAGUCCUGGGGACUGGAUCGAGUUAUUGUGAGGCCUGCCUGGAAUCAAUACAGAUACGUGUCACGUGUAAACGAAUGGUUAMGAUACGGCAAGAAAAUCAGCAAGCACCUCCUCACGUGGGAGAAAGAUAAACGACGACAGAGGAAAAURAGUCGAAGAAUGACUGAAAAACUGAGAAAAACUAGAAGAAUGCAAAAGAGUGUCCAAGAAAUCAAUACAAAGGAUUAAAGUAUAUAAUCUAUCACAUGUGCAAGGCCUACAAGUUACCGUCCAAAUACAUAAUGUUGUGAAUCGCGGCCAAGACGUCAAGCCUAGAAGAAAAGUGAACUUAAUACUYCGUUGCUUCUAGGUAACCCGUGAAUCGAAAUAUAUGCAGUAAUAGCGACCGUUAAUCAUCUUUUAAGUAGAGAAAUCGAUAACGGUGAAGAACGGGAGGACUCUUUUUUCG